UAAUGAAAUUACUAUACAUAUAUGCUGAUCACGAUGUCUCUAGUUUUCAAUUACACUUGACAUUUAGACCUUAUUUUAAAAAAUAUUGUUUCAUAUAUUUUACAGAAGUGAAGGUAUGAUUUACAUAUUAUGUAGAACACGAAAGAAAGUAGUGGGAGAUCUGGCAUAAGAAACUUAACGUACGAAUAUUUUAUUAAUUCUACUCUUUAGUUCACUGCACGUAGUCUGAUUUUAUAUUUGAGCCAUACUUCGCCUUACCUUCCUGUUUUUCUUAUUUCAUAUCCCUACCCAGAGUGAUUGGAAAGUUUCUCUUAGGUCCAUGAGAGAAACACAGUCAGUUGUCUGAUUUCUCUCGCGUAUUAUUAGUGAACAUCAAGAGAAUUCGAUUCACCUGACGCGAUUUCUGUUCUUAUUGAUAAAAAUUAUAAAGAUAAAAUCAUUCAACACAAUAAUGGAAGAUUCAACGUCGUGUUCAACGAGAAAAAAAGAUGAGCCAGGCAAAGAACUUUGUGACGAACUUCUUUCCGAGGCUAAAAGUGAAUUUCGCGAGGAAGUUUUAUCGGAUGAAUCAAGUAAAAACGAGUUUGUGAACCUAGCGUCGAUAAAAAAUAAACUAGAGCAGUUGCCGAAGUUAAUUGUGUAUGGAAAAGAACUGAAAGUCGUAAUAACCAUCGAUGAUGAACUUAAAGAAAAGGCUCGGGAGGAACUUCGUGAGACGCCGGAAGUGGUUGCUGAAGCCCUAAAAGAUAUCAGGAAAUUACUGAAAGGAGAUAGCGACUUAUUCAUACCGGAUCAUGACGAAUUCUUAACGAUAUUCUUACGACCAUGCAAGUGGUAUCCAACUAGUGCGUUUCACUUGAUUCAAAGAUAUUAUCAAUUCCACUUAAAUUACCCGUACAUAGUGAAGAACCUAACACCAAGGGAUUUAAAAAAAUGUUUAUGUUCGGAUUUACUAAUACCUCUUCCGACAGAAUGCAUUGAUGGUAGUAGACUUGUGAUUGUACACGGUGGAGGAAGAUGGAAACCAAAGGAACAUAGCAUCUAUGAAUUAUUUAGAUGCCUAGUAAUUCUGUUGGAAGCUGCUAUUAAGGAACCAAAAACGCAGAUCACCGGUGUACAAGUGAUCAUCGAUGCGAAAAAUUUAUCAUUCAGUCACGUGCCACACAUUACACCAAAAUUUGCAGCUAUGAUAGUGGAUUGGAUUCAAAGAUGUUUGCCGUGUCGUCUGAAGAACAUCCAUGUUAUUAAUCAGCCUUUCAUAACCAAUAUGAUCUUUUCUAUCUUCAAACCUUUUUUAGCGGAAAAACUCUAUAAAAGAAUUCACUUUCACGGGACAAAUAGAGAAAAGUUGAUAAGUAUGAUAGGUAAGGAAGCGUUGCCUAAAGAGUACGGUGGUUCGGAACUGUCUGAAAGUCCUAUGGGAGAAGAUAUCUGGCAUUUCUUGUGUCAUUGGCAAGAGGAAUUCGAAAAUUCUUUUAAAUACGGUUACAAUAAAAAGAAGAAGUGAGAAAAAAAUGUUAAUUAAUAUGAACGUUCAAUUCGAUUUUUGUCAUAUCAUCGUCAUACGAUGUAAAAACUUUUAAUAACAACGUUCAUCGAAACUAUUUUGCAUGUAAUUUCUUUGUUUGCUGUUCUUCUUUUUUUAAUGUUUUAUGUUAUGCAAUAACCUUCAAAGUUUGUCUUGUUAAUUAUUCGAUCAAUUAUGAAAAGGGAUAUUAAUUUAUUGUUAAAUUCUAAUUUAUAUAUUCUCAUUUGAUGAAAGUCUGCUUAUCUAUAAUUUAUCUAAGAAUAAAGAACAACGACAUUGCACAUACAGGAAAUAAUAAUUUUUGCGAUAAGCGAUAAACGAGCUCGCCGAUUUCUUGCUUUAUCAGAAACUUUAUAAUAACGACGAAUGAAUGUGGUUUAUAUACCAAAUAAGUUAUUGUCGUUAUAUAAAACGUGAUCUUAUAUUUUGAUGAAUGCGCAAUCAAAUCGUUUUAUAACGUAAAAUAAUCGAAGUGUAACACUAGUGAAUGAUCUAACAAAAAGGAAAGGUGAAUAUAGAGAGAAUAAAAAUGAAUUAAAAUUAUAAAUAAUA
Molecule: messenger RNA, 2080 nt
Organism: Vespula pensylvanica (western yellowjacket)
Lineage: Eukaryota; Metazoa; Arthropoda; Insecta; Hymenoptera; Vespidae
Product: alpha-tocopherol transfer protein-like
Exons: 7
Coding region: 452-1507 (351 amino acids)
Cellular component (GO): membrane
Molecular function (GO): phosphatidylinositol bisphosphate binding
Source: RefSeq, a predicted model, not a curated record